AUGAGGAAUGACCACAGAUGGAGCGAACCCAAUUCAAACCAAUUUGGCAAGGUGGAGGAGCAAAGUGCUACAUACAAGGAGAAAAGGAGAAUAAGAGGGGGCUGGCUGAACAUCCAAGCCUUGCCAAACCCUGUGUUGGAAGGAGAGUCCCUGACUCUGCGAUGCCAGGGGUGGAAAAAUAUGGAACUGUCCCAGGUGAAUUUCUACAAAGAUGGAGCACGCCUCCAUUCAUCAAAUGGCAAGAACAUUCUGUCCAUACAGACAGCAACACUGAAAAGCAGUGGCCAGUACAGCUGUUCUGGGAGUGUGACAUAUUUGCCACACAUAGGCCGAGAAACCUCAGGGACUACCACAGUUCAGGUCCAAGGACAAGGUCCUGUCUGGGUCAGGGGCUGCAGCCUGGGAUGUGUUGAAGCUUGGUCCUCAGACCCCUGGAGCUUCAUUGUCCAGGACAUCCUUCCUAAAUCCUGGGCCCGUAUCUCCCCAGAGCUGUUCUCACCUCCUGUGCUGAAUGCCAUCCCCUUUCCCAAGCUCUGUGAGGGAAGCCCAUUGACUCUGAGAUGCCAGACGAGGCUGCACCCCAAGAGGCCGGCCUUGAGGCUCCUCUUCUCCUUCUACAAGGAUGGCUGCACCGUGCAGGGCAGGGGCCAGCACCCAGAACUCCACAUCCUGGCCAUGGAGGAAGGAGACUCUGGGCUUUACUGGUGUGAGGCAGCCCCUGAGGGUGGCAGGGUCCAGAAACGGAGCCCCCAGCUGGAGAUCAUGGUGCAAGCUCCUGUGUCCCAUCCUCUGCUCACUCUGCCACACAGGAUCAUUAGCCCUGCCGUGGGGGACCUGGUGGAGCUCUUCUGUGAGGUCCAGAGAAGCUCCGCUCCAAUCCUGUACUCCUUCUACCUUGAGAAGCUCCUGGGGAACCAUUCAGCUCCUCAUGGUGGAGCUGCCUCCCUCCUCGUCCCAGUGAAGUCAGAGCAGGACACUGGGAACUCCUCCUGCGAGGCUGAAACAGUGUUUCCAGAGAGAGGAGUGAGCCCGGAAAGAUCUCCCUGAAGGGUGCACCUUGUCCCCAGUUGGGCCAGGAGCCAAGGGGACUGGGAUAAGAGCUCAUCUUCUUGGUACCCUCACCAGCCUGCUGAGUGUGGGGAGCAUGAAAGAGGUAGACAUGUAGAGGAAGAGGAAUCUCAAGUCUCAGGUGAAUAAGAAAGGGCAACAGAGCCCAAGCAAUAAGAUAUGCUUCCUUUAUAACCACAAAAGUUCUGAAUCCUCCCAGACAACCAGUUUCCUGAGAUCUUGCUUAACUCUGAGCCAUCAAGACACCUGAGACAUGAGCAGUUUCUCUCCUGAGGCUAGGCUGAGGGGCCUGGGGGAUGUCAGUAGAGGCAGGGAGACAGUGACCUGCACAGGACAUGGGUAGAGAGGCAGAAGUUAUUGGAAUCCUCGUGCAGGUGGGCUUGGGAGACCUCAGCCUUUCCUCAGAGCUGGCUACAGUUCCUGCUCUUUGUUGCUGGGUGCACCGUUGACACAGGGCUGUGUGCCUUUCUCCAGAGGGGACUCCAUGGCCUCACGAAUGGGAUAUUUCAGGAACUGCAGAUGUCCUCUGUCCCAGGACUCCUCAGAGUGCCAGGGAAGGGAUGACAUCUGUUCUGCCCAGGUGCUGCCUGAAAACUCGUGAGAGUAGCUCCGAGCCUCUGGAGCCUUGACUCAGCGUCCUUCCCAACCAGACUUUCCAAACCACAGCACUCCCACCGUCUACCGCACAGGUGCCCGUCCUAAGCCUCUAUGCCUGGAACGCUCUCUCCCAAUAAAGUGAGAGGACAGAGUGGUCCUGAGUCAGCCUCCAUCUGCAUCUGCAUCUGUAUCUCAGAGCCCUCCACAAUCUCUGAGGGCAGCGCGAGAUCACUCCUCCCUUUGCUGCUCUCAUCCAGCUCCCCUCCUCCAACCCUGGGUACCACGAGCAAUACAACCAACUCCAGUACAACCAGCUCACAAAGGGGCUGCACAUCCAUGGGAAUGUAGAGCCUCACAGUCUCGAUUUCUCCUCCAGGAGCCUUGCUCCCUAGCAGCAUAAGCCAAUGAAAGGCAGUGGUCAGGAGUCUGGUCAUACCUGCACUGAUUUUAUUUGGCUGGGUCAUUUGUUCCUUCCUUUUCACCUUGUUUAAAGAUGGACUUUACAUUCUGUGUGGUGAAGAAUUAACCAUUGCCAAGGAGAGGUCUAGCCUUUGCCCACAGCUAUUGGGAGGUGACUGGAGAGGGCUGAGGUGGGGGGCUUGAACUUGACAGAUAAGAGUGUUGUUGUUUGCCCAGUGGCCUUGGCCACCAGACAGCCCGACAGUAUUAUUUAUGAUGGAGAUGUGUCAUCCUUUAUGAUGAUCAGUUCUACCUCCAGAGGGACAGGACACAGAGGUAUCAGGCUAGCCUUUGGAAGAGCUGGUUACUAAAGUUCAGCCAUGCAGGCAGUGUGUGAUCCAGCCUCAAUAACAGCUUCAAGGCUUGGGUGAACUCUUUUUUAUAGACACAUAAUCAAUAAUUGCACAUGUUUAUGGGGUACAGUGUGGCACUUUGGUACAUGUAUAUAUCAUACAAUGACCAAACCAGGAUAACUGGCAUAUCCUCCACCACCUCAAACCUUCAUCCUUUCCAAAUCCCAUCUUCCUGGUUGGCAGCCCUCUGUGUAUUGCCACACAAGGAUGGCAGCAGAGCAACACUGCCCAACUCCGUGGGAGAGGACAAGCUUGCUGCUUCUCUGGACUCCUAGGUGCUUCUUCCCUGGACCAACAUAACCGCAGUGCUUCCCAAUCAUAAACUGUGUAUAUAACAGCUUUCAGUGUGCUUUGUAUUUCUAGCAAAUUAUUGAAAUGGAAGGUAAUUUUUGAAAAAGAUUUAUUUUAUUUAUUUGAAAGGCAGAGUUACAGAGAGAGAGGGAGACACAAACACACACACACACAUACACACAGGUCUUCCAUCCGCUGGGUCACUCCCUAAAUGGCCACAAUGGCCAGAACUGGGCCAAGUUGAAGCCCAGGAGCCAAGAGCUUCUUCCAGUCCCCCACAUGAAUGCAAAGCCCCAAGCAUUUGGACCAUCUUCCAUUGCUUUCCCAGGAAUUUUGGGCUUCCUGUAGAUUGAUUGAUUGAUUGAUUGAGUUGAAAGGCAGAGUGACAGAAAGGCAGAAGCAGAAAAAGAGAGAGGUCUUCCAUCUGCUGGUUCACUCCCCAAAUGGCCGCAACAGCUGGAGCUGGGCUGAUCCAAAGCCAGGAGCCAAGAGCUUCUUCCAGGUCUCCCACAUGGGUGCAGGGGCCCAAUGACUUGGGCCAUCUUUCAUUGCUCCCCCAGGCCAUAGCGGAAAGCUGGAUCAGAUGUGGAGCAGCUGGGACUCCAACCGGCACCCACAUGGGAUGCUGGCAUUGCCUUACCCACUACACCACAGUGCUGGCCCCUAAAUAAAUCUUUAAAAAAAAGGAAACAUACACACACACAUAGAGCAACAAAGGAUAAAAGUCCGCACUCCAUUAGAAAAGUGAGAUGGGAUGGGAGUGAUGUGGGCACAUUGCAAAAGGAGAGUCACAGAAGUGAUGACAGGACUGUGCCCAUGCAAGUUCUGUCUGGGAACUCUGUCAGGCAGGAUGCAGUGUUCGGGGGCCUGGCAGAAGAGCCACACUGCAGAUAAACAUAAUCGAGUGCCAACACAUUGUUGGAUCUUAAAUCAACCGCCUGGCCUCUACACCAUGCUCCCCAGGCAGCCUGCCAUUGAAAACUCCCCACUUGGACUAUGUACAGGGCGGAAAUAUCAUGGCAAUGCUGUUGCAAUGGUCCAUUGGAUCUGAGCACCCUACCCAGAGGAGACUCUUUGCAUCCACCCUUCUUCAUUCCUUUGUCCUGCUUGGUUUUCUUCCCAGGACUUUAUUACUUGAUAUUAUAUAUAUGUUUGUUGCAUAUUGCUCAUAGCUAUCCCAGUGAUAAUGUAAGCUCCAUAUUUUCAUGUUCACCGCUGUGUUCCACACCUAGAACAGUGCCUGGCAUUGAACUGAAGCUUAGUAACUAUUUAUGUGAUUAAUGGCUAACUUUAUCUGUCAGUUGGCGGUGACAGCUCUGAUAAUGCUGAGGCAGCACCCUAGAUUCUGAUCAGUGCUGAGACAUCGAGGAGAUAGUAUUUGAGCCCAUACUGCAGAAUCAAACCCUGAACAACGCUAAAUUCAUUGAGAAAACAUUCAUCACGUGCAGACCUGUCUGGGUGGCCAGCUGGCUUUGCUCAGGCCACGCCCCUCGAUUUCCUUCAUGAUUGCUUUGUGAGUCUCUGGUCUCAAAUGCAAAUUAAUAACAAGAAAUAAAUACGAAUACAUAUUAGUAAUGACACCACACACAACACCUCCUGAGCAUUUUCUAUGUGCCAGGACGUUGCCAGAUACCAUUCUAUUAUAUCCCAGAUUUGUUUCAUCAGUAAAAUCCUGCCAUCAAGCUACGAGGUGUACUGGUACUGUUAGUUUUUCAUCACUUUAACAAGAUGGCCUCUUAGUGUAUGGUUAAUUUUAUGAGUAUUAGUAAACUGAAGGGGCCAGCGCUAUGGCAUGGUGGGCUAAGCCUCCGCCUGUGGCGCCAGCAUCCCAUGUGGACACCGAUUUCUAUCCUGGCUGCUCCUCUUCCAAUCCAGCUCUCUGUUAUGGCCUGGGAAAGCAGUGGAAAAUGGCCCAAGUGCUUGGGCCUUGUACCUGUGCAGGAGACCCAGCAGAAGCUCAGCUCUGGCCGUUGCAGCUAUUUGCAGAA
This is a messenger RNA of Oryctolagus cuniculus (rabbit), 4756 nucleotides long. The record is from RefSeq and is a predicted model, not a curated record. NCBI's taxonomy places the organism in Eukaryota, Metazoa, Chordata, Mammalia, Lagomorpha, Leporidae.